AUGGGAGGGGCCGGAAUCGCGUUUCCCGAUCCCACUCCCCCCGUCCCGAUCCCGGUUGGGUGGGUACUGUCUUCUCCAAAGCUGGUUCUCACCGCGCCCUCCUCCGCAGAGUCGCCCAAGGUGGAGGUUUACUCCCGCAAACUCGCCGUCAACGGGGAGGGGAACGUCCUAAACUGCUUCGUCAGCGGCUUUCACCCACCCAAGAUCGACAUCACCCUCCUCAAGAACGGCGAGCCCAUGAGCGACGUCAAGUACACGGACAUGUCCUUCAAUGACAAGUGGUCUUUCCAACGCCUGGUGUACGCGCCCUUCACCCCACAGAAGGGGGACGUCUACACCUGCAGAGUGGCCCAUUCCACCCUGAGAGAGCCACAAAAUUACCGAUGGGGCGAGUAUCACCUCCCUUCCUCUUCCAGCUUUGCCUCUGCGCGUGGGCAGAAGCCGGUGCUCCUUGAUUUGUAG
This is a messenger RNA of Merops nubicus (carmine bee-eater), 462 nucleotides long. RefSeq names its product beta-2-microglobulin-like. Gene Ontology annotation, molecular function: MHC class II protein complex binding. The record is from RefSeq and is a predicted model, not a curated record. NCBI's taxonomy places the organism in Eukaryota, Metazoa, Chordata, Aves, Coraciiformes, Meropidae. The coding region runs from base 1 to 462 and encodes 153 amino acids. Gene Ontology annotation, biological process: immunoglobulin production involved in immunoglobulin-mediated immune response; positive regulation of T cell activation; peptide antigen assembly with MHC class II protein complex. Gene Ontology annotation, cellular component: MHC class I protein complex; MHC class II protein complex. The transcript has a single exon.